GGGAAGGCUCCGGCCCUCGGCUGAGCCGGCGGCCCGGGGGAGGGGGAAGAAGAGGAACUGUGGCCCCGGCUCCAGCUGAAAGUCAGUCGGAAGAUACACUCAUUACUGGCGGGAGACGAAGCAGCGCUUUAGCUUUCUUCACGCGAGUCUCUCCUCCCCGUGGAAGGCUUUGAUGGGUCUCAGCCUUCCUCUUCAUCCUUAUCGUAAUCGCCACGGUUCGGGAAUAAGGCUGAAGCUACCGAGAGGCUGCUGACAACAGCCUGCACGGCCCUGAUAAGAAGCGACAAGUUCUGUUAUCUUGUCUUGCGUGACUGAAAGAGAAAAUAUCUGUUCUGUUGACAACUGGUAAGUGAAUACCCCCGCUUUAUAAAGCGUAGCUAGCUCUGUAAGCUGCUGCAUAGGCUGAGAGGAUCUUGUGGAUGGUGCCUGAACCCGUAGGACUGGGUACGCUGAAAGUGCUUGUUCCCGAGUUUGCCGGUGUUUCUGACGUGAGACAUCUCACCACGCCUCUUGCGCUAUUUCAGACAGAAAAGCUUCCAGCUAACCUCAUGUAGAGUCUAUGCAUGCUUCCAACCCGAAAACCUCCUUCAGGUCUACCAGUCAUGAAACGAAUUCUUCUGUUUUUUAUCCUGGCUGCUGCUGUUAUGUAUGGUAUACUGCAUGGAAAUCUGUGGAGAAAUAACCUCUACUGGAUUAGCUUUUAUGGACAGACUUCCUCUGUGAGGGCUCCUCCUUCCUAUGAGACUAGUGGAGUUACCCAGCUGCCACCUACGGCUGUGGAGAGAAGGAAUGCACUGGACAGUUGUGUACUGAAACCAGCAUUUGAAUCUUUACUGGGCAUUGACAAAAUAUACCCGUUCCUGUGCGCUAACGAUUUUAUCAGAGUGGCGGAGUUCCACGGGAGCGAUAAGUUUGAACUACCUUAUGGAAUAAAGAGAGCAGAGCAAUUUUUUCGUUUAGCCCUUUCAAGACUGCAGAACUGUGGACUUUCCAAUGAAAAUGACAGCAUUGCUUGUCGACGGUGUGUUGUGGUUGGUAAUGGAGGAGUACUUCGAAAUAAGACAUUAGGGGAGAAAAUUGACUCGUAUGACGUGAUAAUAAGAAUGAAUAAUGGCCCUGUUAUAGGGUAUGAAGAGGAUGUUGGGAGGAGGACGACUUUCCGCCUUUCUUACCCAGAAUCCAUCUUCUCAGAUCCAAUCCACUACGACCCUAAUACAACUGUUGUUCUCAUCGUCUUCAAACCCCGUGACUUGAAGUGGCUUUGGGAGAUACUAGGUGGUCAGAAAAUAAGUGCUAAAGGCUUUUGGAAGAAACCGGCUCUGAACAUGAUAUACAAAUCUAGUCAAAUUAGGAUUCUUGAUCCCAGCAUCACCAGAAAAACAGCUUAUGAAUGGCUUCGCUUCCCAACAAGGUUUCCCAAGAAGGAGAAACCCAAGCAUCCAACAACGGGGCUAAUUGCCAUUACACUAGCAUUUCACAUUUGCCAUGAAGUUCACAUGGCAGGCUUCAAAUACGACUUCACUGACAGAAAUGGUUCUUUGCACUACUACGGCAACGACACGAUGUCUCAGAUGAUGCAGAAUGAAUAUCACAACAUCGAUGCUGAGCAGAAAUUUUUGAAGAAGCUUAUAGACAAGAACUUUGUGGUCAAUUUGACAUGAAAGCUGAAUGGAAAAUAUGAAGAACAAUCGCUAUUUUCAAGAUUUGAAAAUUUUUUUAUUUUUUGUACAACUUUUUUAUUUUUUAAGUGCAGCAUAACUGUUUACUGUUUAAAAAGAGCACAGAAACCUCAUCAAGGCAGAAGCUUCUUCUAAGCCUGAGGGUAAUGAACUAUUGCAAACAGAGUUAACUGAAUUUCUGUGAAGCUAUUUAAUAAUGGGAAAACCAUGGAACUUUCAGCUGAAAGUAUCAGGGAUAUAUAAAAAUGUGAUGCACAUCACUUAUUUAUGAGCAAGAACUCUUUCCAAAUGAUUACUUCUCUGGAAUACUUCUGUUUCUGAUGUUGUCCUCCAAAAGAGUUACACUGUCAAGAGACUGAGACAACCAGUGUUUAAUUAGUAGAUGGAUGUCUUGUAUGUCUGUCUUGUAGUAUGAAAAUGGCUUUAAAAUGAUGCCUAUAAAUGAUUACUGUGUGUUUGGGAGAAGGGGGAACAUACAGAGUAUACAGGUUUUGGUCUGCCUUGCUCCUGAGGAGGGGACGUCCAUCUUCAGCAAAGAAGCGACAGCUUCUGCGCUGGCCAUUGACUGUCGACUCUGAACUGCUGCUUGUCUUUGCCGAAGGUGAAGACCCUUUGGUCUGAUUUGCGGAGAUGUUGGUAUUGACAAUGCUCAUGUUGUACCCAGUUUAUGGAAAACCAUACUCCCCGUGCUGUGCAUCUAAUAAAUUUUACAGUUGGUGACUUGACUUUAGAAAAGAGGGAGUAUGAAGACUGAAGAGUUGUCCUAACUACCUGUGUGUCAGCUGCUUCCCCCAGACCACAACAGAAAUGUGAGCUGGGCCAGAGAUGUUCAUGCCUGAGUUUUAAUUUAGAGCCAAUGCUUGUUGGAUUCCUAGAUCUUCAGGACAGGAUCUCAUGUAUCUUUCUGUUCACUCCGCAAGAAUCGGCAUGUAUUUUUCCGAACCAGCAAAAUCUUCUUUCUCAGAUGCUGUAAUGUGUCUCCACCUUUGAAAUGCAUCAAUAUGAGCAAUGAAUGUUCCCAUUUUUGGCAGUAGAGUGUGCUAGGGAAUAUGCAAGGUGUACCUCAGCUGAAUUAUCAUUUGGCUUCUGUUUACCUCUGCUGUCUUGACAUUUAGGUUUAAAGGAUGUGGCUGAACUAAAUCAUUUAGUGGUGGGAACUUACUUGGGAUUUUAAUUGAAACUUUUAAUGAGACAUUUAUAUUUCCUGUCUUGGUUUGUCUUGCACAAGCCUGCUGAAUAAGUUAAAUCUGCCUGGGAAUGCCUUUAACAACUGUCAAAGAAGAACAAGUAAUACGCUGUUCCAGUUCUCUUAUAGGGUGUAUAUAUAUUAUUGUUUUUUAGUUGUGGCACCUUUGCUUGAACAUCUUGUGGUUAUCUUGAUCAGUCACACCUAAAGAAAGCACAAAGAAGUCCACUUAAAAAAAAAAAAAGUCUUUAAAGUUGGUAGAAAAAUGUUUGCUGCUUUUUAGUAAAAUUAUAUAGAGAGUUUUAGUACAUUUAGGAGCAGCGCAAACAUUUACAAUAUGAAUACAAACCUCUAGCAGGUCAAGAGCAUGCUAUUUGUGUUUUCAGAAGCUGAGGAUUACAAGAGUACUGAACACAAUUCCUUUGCUGCAGCAUUGAAGUGACCAAAGAGUCAUCUUUCUUUUUUCCUAUUUCUCUUGUGGAGUGCAAUAGGUAUUUAAAAACCCCCACCCUCCUGUAGUUCUUAUCUCCCUCUUUAGAGCCUUGGCUCUACCAUUUGGGAAUUAGUGAGGGCAGUGUGAUUUGGAGGGGAGCCACAGCUGAAGGGGAGGAGGCUUGUGUUUUCACCUCAUGACUCCUGAGCUUUGGUCCAUUUCAGGCAAAUUGGACAUACCUGAAGUAACUUUGUAUGUCGUAUAAAAGUCUGUGGCAGGGGCUGGGGAAGGACCCAGACGUGUCCCCACCAAGGGACAGGCUGUGCCAUGUGUCCUGCCAGCUGGAUGUGUGUCCCUUGGGCCCAGGUGCUGCUGCAGGGGAUGGUCCCUUGUCCAGCCGUGCGCAGGGCGGCAGGCGAGAGCGUGGAGGAGAGGGGAGAGCUGGAGUGCUGGAGCACCAGAGCGGGUGACUGUGGUGGUGGAAACGGAGGAAACCAGAAUUUCCUCACCAGGUGGCAGAAGGGCUCUUACUCAGUUAUUUGCAUUUCCUUUUUUUAAUUUUUAAACAUGCACAUUUCUGAGGCUUUGAGGAGAUCUUUGCUUAAAAAUCUGGAUACAAACAGGUGGGGUUUUGCAUCAGAAAACAGUGACACUGCUGUCUUUGUUUCUACCAGCAUUUAUUUCUCAUGAUUAUUUCAGUUAAUUAAAAAGGUUCGUAUGUGACUCUGCAGCCCCAGACCUGCAGUGGUUUAGACUACUGACAAUAGCAAUUCCCAUGAAAAAAAUGCCGAGGUAAGGGUUUUCACAAAGGUCGUGGUGUUGUCCGAGCUCUCUUUGCGUAGAAGUCCUUGGCAGAUCUUGGAGACCGUUGAGAGCGGAGCCAGGCAGAAGCGGAGGGCUGCCUCUUCCCCCUCAAAACCCAUGGUCGCUCCCAGAGCCAGGCCCCCAGCUCUCCCGUGGGCUGCCGCCACGGAUCCAGCCGCAUCCGUGUAACAUCAUGCAGUACGCUGACUGAGAGGAUUUUUGCCAGGAGAGCUGUUGAAUUUGCCCUCUCCUCGCAGUGCCUGGUUCUUGUGACGGUGUAGGCUGCUUCCCGGCUUCUCCACCGCCAUCCCCAGUGGCAGGAGGUGGGUUAGGGAGCUGUGGUUCUGAGGAUGUGGUUAUUUUCUCUGCUUUAUUUCCUCUCUGGAGAUAUUCUUCCCGCUAAUUAAACUGACGACGACUCCUAAUUUUCCUAGGAGGUUUUCUGCUUUUUGGGGGUUUUGUUCUGCUAUAGUUAGAAUCCCCCAAAAACAAUUGGAAAAAAGGCUUCAUGGCAAGCAAAUGGUGUCCUCACCCCUCAACUCUUUUACUGAAGAUAGACUCCCUUUUUUUUUUUUUACUACAUCAGCUAUUGUCUUCCUAACACUAUUAUUUUUUUUAAUAAUGUUUGAUAUUCUCAAUGCAUUUAGUAUGCUGUCUACAAGCAUUUAUCCCUGUUGGCUGCUCCUUUUUAUUUCUUCUUAUUAAGCCUCCCUAUUUGUAUGACUGACUUCUUUUUGAAAUUAAGCAGUACUCCUGGGGAUAUUUUUCGCCCCCUUCUGUGCUCCUGCAGGGAUGUUGAGUCUGCGUGUGCCGAGGUUGCUGUUGCAGGGUGGCUGAGUAACUUCUAGAGCCAGACCUGUUCACUUCGGACCGAGCCAAGAGCUGAUACUAUUGAUAAACUACGAGGUACUAGUUCUUUGGAAAGCACAGCUUAUAGGCCAGUAGCUUUUAGCUUCGAUGAUAAGUGGUGAGCUAACUGCUUCAUUUCCCCCUGCCAUAAGAUGUUUUGGUAGGAUUCUGUGUACACCAGCCCUGCUUCAUCACUGUCACCCGCUUCAUGUGGUCAUUUCUGCUCCUCCAUGCCUUGAGAACAGGUAUCGCUUUUACACUAACUUCAUGUAGGUAAGUAUACCUGUGCAUAGUGCGUUUCUCAGUAAUGCCCACAGACCACAGCGUCUAUUCUAUCCAGGCAGAUGUUUUCACAGGUGUUUUGCAAUACCAAAGACUUCCCCUGGCACUUUCUGAGAAAAGCAAUAACGCUAACUCUAAAUACUUAGAUUUUUUUUUCUGAGAGUGAGUUGCUAUUAAGAUUUUCUUUUUCCAUUUUUGCUAUUCCUGAAAGUGAAGUCUCUGCACUGAACUUCCCUUUCAAAGCUACCCAAUUUUUUGAUCGCAGCAUCAGCAGCAAAGCUGUCAAAUUUUGAAUCCCAGGGUGCUGCCAGCUUUAUUUCCAUGUCUGGUAAUGGUGUAACUAUGUAGGUACCCAGUGUCUCCCAUCAGUUUUCUUCCUGUAUCAAUUGCAAAGUCAGAUGGUCCCACCCCUUCUUCCUCUGUCCUGUUCUCCAGCAGCCUGCUGAAUUUCAAGACAGCAGCAUCUUACAGCAAAGGUGCUCCUGCAUUUUAUCUGCCACCCCCUCAAAAUGCUGCGCUGUCAGAAAGACUCAGCUCUAAGAUACCAAAGCACACACAAAACAGGCAGGAUGCCGUACGUCAGCUGAAAGCUGUGUUUGGCUCGGACUUGUAGGGGGAUUUUUUUGUUGUUCUCUGUCGGGAAAGUAUUUUUUCCUCUGCUGUAAUAAUUAAAGGAAGUACAGAGAUAUGACUAAAGAAGGAAGGUCACAAACUAUUGCACUAAAUACAAAUCUGAGAGUGCCUAAAAGAUAUUACUAAAUGACAUUUCCAGUGACUGUAUUGGUGAUGAUAAUACAGAAUCACAACUGUGGUGGUUAAUAAUUAGUGUGUGGUACCUCUUGUUUCCUAUGCUGUGCUUUCCUUUUUAACAAUGCCCUGGGAGGUAGUAUAAAUACCUUAACUUUUAAGUGGGGUCUGAUUUUUAAGAACAUACGAAGCUCAAGAUCUGUUUUUGGUAUUGGUAAAUACUUAUUUUAUUUGCCAUUUGUCUUAAGUUUUAUAUGCCUUUAAAGUGCCAGCUGUAUUUUGAAGACGUUCUUACGGUUGUUUCAAGUGAAAUUUUGAAUGCUACAAAUGGAAAGAGAUUAUUUUCCUGUGAAUAAACUGUGUUAAAGACGA
This is a messenger RNA of Aquila chrysaetos chrysaetos, 6352 nucleotides long. It is a transcript of the gene ST3GAL6, whose product is annotated as ST3 beta-galactoside alpha-2,3-sialyltransferase 6. Gene Ontology annotation, molecular function: beta-galactoside alpha-2,3-sialyltransferase activity. NCBI's taxonomy places the organism in Eukaryota, Metazoa, Chordata, Aves, Accipitriformes, Accipitridae. Bases 564 to 1661 code for a protein of 365 amino acids. The record is from RefSeq and is a predicted model, not a curated record. The transcript has 12 exons. Gene Ontology annotation, biological process: glycolipid biosynthetic process.